AUGAAGUGGCUUUUGAUAACCCUGGCCAUCGGCCUAGCAGUCUCUGAUAAACUGGACCGGACCUACCUACCACCACCUGGUGCUCAAUUUUCUGGAGGCAUCCUGGGAAGUCACGAUGCUCCAUUGGAACCACCUCAUCAUUUACAACCAGGAUUAGAAACUGCCGUAACUGAAGGGCCGCUAGGACCUCAAACCAAUAUUGGAAUAAACGGAGGACCUGUAAACUUUGGGGAUAAGAUUCCUAAAGUGCCAUUUAACUACAGUCCAGAUAAGUUCCCGACAACAACAACUUCUUACGCAUUCUCGCAGACAACAACCUACCCUCCUGCAGAAGGUUUUGAAACUACACCUUUGCCGAUAAAUCCUGUUACUGGAUUACCAAUUCAAUUGGAACAGGGUAAUAUCCCGUUUGGACCUCAAGGACAGCAGAAUAUUCAAACCCAACCAGGCUACGUUACCAAUCAAGUACCAAUCUUUGGGACAACUGUUCAGCCUGCAAUCAUUCCUGGCACAAACAACCAGUUUGCUAACCAGCCAAUAAGUCAAUAUCCGGGACAAAAUAUAAUCACACCGGGAGGUGUCGCUCAAAUACCUGGAAAAGGGUAUCAGACGUAUGAUGUUAACCAGGGUCAGGUACAAUAUCCCGGACAGGGUAUAGCAGAACAGCAAGGAACUCAAUACACUGGUGCUCCUGAUAUCAGUCAAGGCCUUAAUCAGUACCCAGGGCAAAACGUUGCUUAUGGCCUUGAGAAUAUUCCUGGAGCCACUCAAGGGUUGGUUCAAUAUCCUACCCAACAGACUUUUACUGGUCAGCCUGGAUUCACAUCAACAACUGCCGCUCCUACAAACUUACAGCCUAGUGGCAAUCAAUACGGCACAGUUAUUAAUCCUGAUGGCUCUCAAGGAACUUAUUCGGGGCAGCCGAUAAAUGUUCAAAACUUAGCGGAAGUACAAACUACCCAAUCUCCUUUCCGAAACCAAGAAUUCCUCAAUAUUGGCAGUAACCCAGCGCAGUAUCCUGCUAACAAUCAAAAUUAUGACGUAUCUGGAUCAACACCUUCGACCAUCCCAUCUAAUUACUACAACGGUGUCUCUAGCACAACUGCUCUGCCAGAAGUAACAUCAUCUGCUUCAGCCUAUCCUAUUCGAGUGUAUCGCCCAGAAAGACCACAAGCUGCUGCUGAUAGAAACGCUGUGAUCCUUAACUAUGAGAAUAUACGUACUCCAAAUGGCUACUCGUACAGUUUUGAUACUUCAAAUGUAAUACAUGCUGAUGAAAGCGGCAUCGUAGAUAACGGAACUAAAGCUCAAGGAUCGUAUUCCUACAUUGGUGAUGAUGGAAAAGAAUACAGUGUUAUUUACACUGCUGAUGAGAACGGUUUCCAGCCUCGCGGUGAUCAUCUACCUACCCCUCCUCCUAUUCCUGAAGCCAUUCAGAAGGUCAUUGAACAGGCUACCAAAGAUAAACUCGCUGGAAUAUUUGACGAUGGAUCGUAUGAUGAAGCUAAAUACGGUGACAAUAAAUAUCAAGGACCUGCAAACCGUCGCCGACCACAAAAUCAAAAACACAAGGGCAGAUUUGAUAACAAACAUCCCAAAGUUGGGCAAAAAGAUCUCGCAGUAAUAAAACCCAUAGUAGGGAUAGUGGACGACGAAUAUGAUGAAAUUAUUCCUCAAGAUCAAUUGAACAGCAACGGUCUGAUCACUGAUAGCAGAAAAAGCUCAAACGGAAAGUUACCGGCAGGUAUGAUAAAUGAUGGCUCUUCAAACAGAGGUACUAACAAAAAUAAUAUCCAGGUUACUGAGCCCACCAAAACUAUUUUGGGGAACGGUGAUGUAUUAUUAGGAAGUGUUGAUGAAUAUGGAAGGCCAGGAAACAAACAACUUGGCAGCUAUGUGAAACCAGAAUCUACCGGACGUCCUCCUUCAUCAAAUGGGAUUAUCUCGCCCGUAGAUGCGAAUGGAAAUACCGUUCAAAGUAAUGUUUCUGGAAUGAAAAAUCGUGAAGAUGUAACUAAGUACCCCGGAGCUCACGUAGAUAUCAGUGGAGAGUCGAUACCUAGUGGUUUUGGUGAAAAUGAAAGACAGGCCAAUAAUCCUAACAAACCUGGAUUUUCUGAUGGGCAGAAUAAGCAGUCUAAGUACACCAGUAGUACUGCCACUACACCGAUAGUCACCGAUACUAACCAAAUAGGGACACAAAAGAUAAAAGACGAUAAAACACCUGGUUCUGAAAGAACUGAAUAUAGUCAAAAUCGCAAUAACAUACCUCAGACGGAUACAACAUCUCAAGGAAACAACGAAACUCCUUCGAUCUCUGAUUAUAUUAACAAUGCUGAUAACGGACCAGUAAGAAACCAACAACUAACUCAACAAGAUGACAAUGGGUAUUAUUACCAGCAACCAAACACCAAAUUCGAACAGAACACGUUCCCGACACGAUUUAAUCCUCAAGAAAUAUCUUCAACUAGGAAACCAGAUCAGGGUAGAAAUGAAUACGUUAAAGGAACCACUCGCCGGCCAUUUAUAACUCCUAAUGUUUACGAUAAAAAUGAGAAUAUCAUUAAUGAGUCUCCCCAGUCUACUACACAAUCUACGAGCCGAAGACCAUUCAUGACUAUAAGAGUCACCUCACCAGCAGGUAUUUCUUACACUGAUUACGAUGAUAGUCAAGAUUAUGUAACCGAUCAAGACAUUGGUGAUGACAGAAUUUAUUCUGAUAAAACACUUCCUCAAAAGAGUGGAACUACUGCCAGACCUUCGAUUUAUCAAUCAACUCAAACAUCCAGGCCUCAAUUAACUCCAAGUGAUCAAAGCAAACGUAUCAAUCAAAAAGGUUAUGUAACUCCAGGACAAAGGACUGAAUAUUCAGAAACUGUCACGCCAGGUUAUUCCUACGAGUCGACCACACCAAUGUUUGCUCAAAAUUCUCGGUUUGGAACCACUCAAACUCCCCGAAGAAUGAAUCCUCAACAAAAUGGUUCAUUGGCUAAAGUUAUUGAAUCUACUUUUGGUGUCAUGAGGCCUGUUAGUACUCAAUCUCCUUCAGAAAGAAAGCCAUUGGACUACCAAUAUAAGACUUCAAAUGUGGGAUCUGGCUACCCAACAUCUCCCUCAACUCCUGGUUAUAAUUUGGUAUCUACAACUCCUGGAGUAACCUCGCCUCAGAACUACUACUCUUCUACAUUUAGGCCUUCUCAAGAAUACUCUACAACAUCAGUUCUACCACCAACGUCUGAAUUCACAAGGUACAAUAACAACCAAGGUUAUGGCCCGUCUUCUCGUACGUCAUUGAAACCUACGCAAAAUGAUGGUAGCUUCAACACUGGCUAUCAAUAUGGACCUCCUAAAUCUGACCAUUCUACUGAUUUAUUAAAUCGUAAUCGAUCUCAAAUUCCUGGAGCGACGCAGUCAAACGGUAAUUACCAAACCUCUUACCAACAAGGUCCCGGAGGUUUUCCGAGUACAACUACAUCAUUUCCAACAACUGGAAGUCAAGGCACUUUUAUUCCAUCUCAACCUGGAACUACUGCAACUACAUCUUUACCAUAUGGUCCUUACCAAGGACAGUACCAAAAUGGUCCUUCAACGCCAGGUUAUUCUACUAAUAUAAUAUCUUCCACACCAAGCAAAACUCCUGUUUUCCAAUAUCCUGGAUCUGGAGUAUCUAACCCUCAAGGAACUGGUCCUAAAUAUGGACCUUCAACACAGUCUUACCCUUCUUCUGAAUCACCCUCAACUACAGGCACUACUCCAGGUGCCUUCGUGCCAUCAAGAACGUCUGCCCCAGUUCAAGAUUACUCAACUACCUAUCGCCCUGGUUUCCAGACUACUAAAGACUCAUUUGUAGGCGGUCCUACAGUUGAUGGCUUCGGCAGACCAAUUACAACUGACCAAGGUGGUUCUUACCCUGGAUUCUCACAGACUACACAAGGACCAAGUACAAUAAGACCUAACUAUGGAGGCACUGGGUCGACCUCAUAUCCAGAAACUUAUGUUAAGACUAAGGUUAUUGGAGAAGACUUCAGCGGACCGAAACAACAGCAAAGGUUCGAUCCAAAGACAGGUUAUCAUUAUUAA
Molecule: messenger RNA, 4080 nt
Organism: Helicoverpa armigera (cotton bollworm)
Lineage: Eukaryota; Metazoa; Arthropoda; Insecta; Lepidoptera; Noctuidae
Exons: 3
Coding region: 1-4080 (1359 amino acids)
Cellular component (GO): chitin-based extracellular matrix
Molecular function (GO): structural constituent of chitin-based larval cuticle
Source: RefSeq, a predicted model, not a curated record